AGACAGUGAUGGAGGGAGAAUCUGUCACUUUAGAUCCUGCUGUAAUAAGAAAACCAAAUAAUGUGAUGACGUGGUAUUUUACUGACAUUCUCAUCGCUGAAAUCACUGGAGAUCAGAGUAAGAUCUGUACAGAUGAUCAGUGUAAAGAGAGAUUCAGAGACAGACUGAAGCUGGACAAUCAGACUGGAUCUCUGACCAUCACAAACACCAGAAGCACAGACUCUGGACUUUAUAAACUACAGAUUAUCAGCAGCAUCCGUGUUUUCAGUGUUGAUACAGACAGAGUGACCAUGAUGGAGGGAGAUUCAGUCACUCUACAGACUGGUGUUAAAACAAACCACCUAGAUAUUAAAUGGUAUUUUAAUGACAUUCGAAUAGCUCAAAUCACUGGAGAUCAGACUUAUAUCUGUACAGAUGUUCAGUGCAAUAAAGGCACUGAGAGAUUCAGACACAGACUGAAGCUGGAUCAACAGAUCAACAGACUGACCAUCAUGAACAUCAACACCACACACUCUGGAGUUUAUGAGCUAAAGAUCAUUAAUAACCACAGCAUCACAGCAUCAGCUUUCAGUGUUACUGUUCUUGAAGUUCCUGCUGCUGAAUUGGAUGAAGUGAAGAGAAAGACAGUGAUGGAGGGAGAAUCUGUCACUUUAGAUCCUGCUGUAAUAAGAAAACCAAAUAAUGUGAUGACGUGGUAUUUUACUGACAUUCUCAUCGCUGAAAUCACUGGAGAUCAGAGUAAGAUCUGUACAGAUGAUCAGUGUAAAGAGAGAUUGAGAGACAGACUGCAGCUGGAUCAUCAGACUGGAUCUCUGACCAUCACAAACACCAGAACCACAGACUCUGGACUUUAUAAACUACAGAUUAUCAGCAGCAUCCGUCGUCAUCGCCGCAGCAUCAGCAUCACCAGUUGGAUUAUAUUUUUUGUCACUGUCACUGGUGUUUUCAGUGUUGAUACAGACAGAGUGACCAUGAUGGAGGGAGAUUCAGUCACUCUACAGACUGGAGUUAAAACAAACCACCUAGAUAUUAAAUGGUAUUUUAAUGACAUUCGAAUAGCUCAAAUCACUGGAGAUCAGACUUAUAUCUGUACAGAUGUUCAGUGCAAUAAAGGCACUGAGAGAUUCAGACACAGACUGAAGCUGGAUCAACAGACUGGAUCUCUGACCAUCAUGAACAUCAACACCACACACUCUGGAGUUUAUGAGCUAAAGAUCAUUAAUAACCACAGCAUCAGUGAAAAGGCUUUCAGUGUUACUGUUCUUGAAGUUCCUGCUGCUGAAUUGGAUGAAGUGAAGAGAAAGACAGUGAUGGAGGGAGAAUCUGUCACUUUAGAUCCUGCUGUAAUAAGAAAACCAAAUAAUGUGAUGACGUGGUAUUUUACUGACAUUCUCAUCGCUGAAAUCACUGGAGAUCAGAGUAAGAUCUGUACAGAUGAUCAGUGUAAAGAGAGAUUGAGAGACAGACUGCAGCUGGAUCAUCAGACUGGAUCUCUGACCAUCACAAACACCAGAACCACAGACUCUGGACUUUAUAAACUACAGAUUAUCAGCAGCAUCCGUCGUCAUCGCCGCAGCAUCAGCAUCACCAGUUGGAUUAUAUUUUUUGUCACUGUCACUGAUUUCGCUCUGUCUUCAGCUGCUGUAGCAGGAAUAUGUGUUUGUGGUCUGCUGCUUAUUGCUGCAGCAGCUGCUGCGAUUUACUAUGGCAAGCAUCAAGCAAAAAGAAACAGCAGCAGGAGGCAGCACAGUGAUCAGGAGAGAUAUUUAAAAGACUGGUCCCCUAAUAUGUCUGACUCUCCAUUGAUGGAAACUGCUAAUGAGACGUCCCCUGAUGGGAAUGAGGCUGAGACUGCUAAUCAGACACUAAUGUAACAUUUAUUAUGUUGACUUUAACUGAAAGGGACAGUGAAUAAAAGGUAGGACACAUGAGAACAGAAUCGGCAGAAACUUGCAUGGCUCUCAAAGAAACUGUCACCAAACCAAGAUUCCAGUAUUUGGAAUCAAUGUCAAAUCAAUGACUAUGUUAAAUUUGACCUCAUGUAAACACAAUACUUGUAAACAUGUAAAUACAAUACACAAUAAAAAUCAAAUUGAUGCAAUUAAGCUGAUAAUCGUAGUAACCAUUAUCACAUAAAUAUGUGGCGUAUGCUGAUUUUAAGUGCAAUAAACAGGCAUGUAAACAUUACACUUCACUCUGACCACAGUGUGCAUGUGUUACUGAUGACGUGGUCAUACAUAGAUUCGUAAAGAUGGCAGUAAAGCCCAAAUGGUACACUUUAUAUGCACUUAUGGUCUUGUGAACUUUCAAUGGCUGCAGUAUAUUGAUGCCCGAAAAUAUCGUAAUUAAGAAUUUUUAGGCGCAUCACCCAAAAAAAUUAAAUGCGUCCAAAUAGAGACUACAAACACUGAGGUUUUUCAGAUUUCGCAGUGUUCUCUCCAUAAUUAUGACUCUUGGCAGCCUUUAGCCACUGCCUUAAACGCACUGGAUCCUUCAAUUUUUGUGCCCGGGAACAAUACAAUUCAACAUUACUGUGACUAAAAGUUUGCUAAGCAGUAUUUCCAACCAAAGCGAGGUGGUGUUUAACUCUGAACAAGCCUAUCCAUGCCUUAACAUGCCCAGUGCAUUAUGGGUUUUGUUGAUGUUUUCCGGCAACACUUUAAAAUACUGUUCUGUCAUUAAUGAAUAACUACACAGGAACAAAUGACUAAUGCACUAUUACAAUUCUAGUAACUAUUUUUAACUAACAAGAAACUUCUAUGAAACAAAUAAUUAGUAAGUAAUAGCGCUCAGUUGAUUGUGAUAAUUCACUAUUAGCUGAUCAGUAACUACUUUUUUUCAU
Molecule: messenger RNA, 2842 nt
Organism: Sinocyclocheilus grahami
Lineage: Eukaryota; Metazoa; Chordata; Actinopteri; Cypriniformes; Cyprinidae
Exons: 8
Coding region: 9-1874 (621 amino acids)
Source: RefSeq, a predicted model, not a curated record